Molecule: messenger RNA, 717 nt
Organism: Alternaria alternata
Lineage: Eukaryota; Fungi; Ascomycota; Dothideomycetes; Pleosporales; Pleosporaceae
Exons: 1
Coding region: 1-717 (238 amino acids)
Source: RefSeq, a predicted model, not a curated record
AUGCUUCGUCGCAACGACUCCGCAGUGGCUUUGUCAUCGGCAUCGACCACCUCUUCUAUCACUCCCUCAUUCGCGUCUCUCUCACAGGAGAACGAUCAACUAGGUCAGGACAAUGCUCAUCUACAAAGGCGUAAUGGAGAGCUGACUCAACAGUCUGAGCUCAACCAGAACCUCUUUCAGCAUACCUCCGAAACGCUCGUAGCCAAGGAAAGCGAGAUCACCGACUUGGAGGAAGCACUCAUUGAUAGGGAUAGCGAGAUCACUGAUCUAAAGGGGAUUCAGAAGGAGCUCAAGGAGUGUAUUCGCCGCAACGACGAAGCUAGCAAUGAAAGAAUCCAGACUCUGGAGCUUCAGCUUGAGGAUCUGUCGAAGCAACUUGAAGAAGCACAUGAAGCGGCUGCUAAACGUAAAGCCACGUGGACAAAGUUGAAGAAUCAGCAGAAGGAAUAUCCCACGAUGGUUGAGGACGAGCAGCAACAGGGCCAGCAAGGACCCAACGAUUUUGUUCUCAUACACUGGACUAAGCUUCACGCAAAGGAUAAAACAAUCGAGUUCUUGCGCUGCCGUCAGUCCAAGUCUGACAAACGCAUCGCUAGACUCAAGGAGCGGUUGGCCGCUGGGGAUGAAUUGGGUCGAAACUGGGUGCAGACGAUCACGCUUGCUAAUUCCAAGGUCAAGGCGAUUGAGACAAAGCCUCAAGUUAUUACUGAGCAUUAG